UGGCAACAUUCAAGGGCUAAUUUUGCAACUAUCCUUGCUUUUUGUUGCCGGUUACGCGUGCGGCAUACGGCUGGUUCUGUUCAGUAUUUCGGUGGACAACCUCUCUACUUUCUGUAGUAGAGCACUUUAGUUACUAUAACUAUGGGAGGCAUAUAUUCUCGUCUCACGAGCCCGAUUCGCAAAUAUAAUAUCGAGAAUCGUGCACAUAAAAUAAUUUCGAAAGAGAAACCAAUAGCUGCACCUCAAUUUCCCUCGGUAGCCCAGCAAAAAGAAAUUGUAGAUAAAUUACAUCCUGAUUUUAUGGAUACUGCUUACAAAAAGGAUACGCAGUUGGAUGAACGCUUAAAAAGUGUCUAUGUCUCAUCCAUUGGUUCAGAGAAUAAAUCAAUGGUGACGGAUGCAAGUUCAACCAGGCCUUUACCACGAGAAACAUCUGAUUAUCGUGAAUCUGAAGAUGGAUACCGUGAUCCGAUUGUAGUACCUGAGGGUAAAUGUUCCACAAGGCAAGCUGUGACUUUUCUUAAAAAGUACAAAGAAAAGUUUCCUGAAUAUACUGCAGAACAAAUAGCUCUCGAGUAUAAGCUAGACAAACAAGUAGCAGAAAAUAUUGUGGAGCAUUUUAGAAUUCCUGGAACUAUGCAUAUAGAUACAAAAGAUAAGUAUAAGUCACCAUUGGAAAUGGUGUUAAAGGCUAAUGAUCCAUAAGCAUUUAAAGGAUGAUGAUGAGCAAAUAGUAAUUUAUUAGACACUGUAAGAAAUGCAUUUAAUGUGAUUCAAUUGGCCCUAUCCUAAAUUGUAUAAUGUGUAAUUUACUUUUAUACAUUAAAUUACACUUAUAA
This is a messenger RNA of Colletes gigas, 839 nucleotides long. Its product is annotated as protein NDUFAF4 homolog. Bases 142 to 705 code for a protein of 187 amino acids. The record is from RefSeq and is a predicted model, not a curated record. Gene Ontology annotation, biological process: mitochondrial respiratory chain complex I assembly. The transcript is spliced from 6 exons. Gene Ontology annotation, cellular component: mitochondrion. Lineage: Eukaryota; Metazoa; Arthropoda; Insecta; Hymenoptera; Colletidae.